This is a messenger RNA of Trifolium pratense (red clover), 2035 nucleotides long. Its product is annotated as increased DNA methylation 3. Gene Ontology annotation, cellular component: nucleus. The transcript is spliced from 3 exons. The coding region runs from base 311 to 1801 and encodes 496 amino acids. NCBI's taxonomy places the organism in Eukaryota, Viridiplantae, Streptophyta, Magnoliopsida, Fabales, Fabaceae. The record is from RefSeq and is a predicted model, not a curated record.
UAGAGUUAACCAAACACUUUUUUUACAAAUGCCUAGGAAUAAAAUGUCUGCCAUUAUAAUCCUGGGAAUAGAUUUUCUUGGAAAGAAUUUGGAAUCCGGGAAACAAACGCAUAUUUAUGACUAGAGGGAGUAAUGUUAAUAUGAGAGGCAUUUGAUUUUUUUAGGAGUGAGAAGUCAAAAGUCGGAAGUCAAAACCCUCCAAACAUUGUUUGCGUCGUGCGAUGUUGUAGCUAAUUCUUCACUCACACUCACAACUCACAACAACACACAUUCAAAUUCGACUUUCUUCAAACUAAUCUGUUUUUGCAUUAUGGAUUUCAAAGCAAAAAAUCUUUGUUACAAGAGAAAAUCUCUCACUAUCAAACCAACAAACAACAACGUUGUUGUUGUUAGUGACAGAAAAUUUCUCAUUGAUUUCAUAUUCACAACUUACCUAGGACCUGAUGUUAAAUCUGAUAAUCCAAGAUGUUCAUCACUUCAAAGAUUAAUCACUGGAUUACCACCUUAUAAUUUCAAUGAUUUAGGUUCUUCUUAUGUUACAAUUUCUCUUUUAGAGAAAUUGUAUUACUAUCUAGUUAAAAAUGCAGUUCCUGAAGUUAUAUUAGAUCUUAAUAUGUUUCAUAUGUAUUUAAAGGGAAAAUUGGACUUGCCCGGUUCGGAAUUUUUAGAGGGUAGUCAACAAUUUACUAGCAUUUUUCCUUUGGAUCUUCAUCCACAGAUUUGGUAUCCUGAUAGCUUUAGGAUUGUUAAAGGGGUUGUUUUGAUUGAUGAUCCUAUUGUAUCGUCGUGUGUUAAAGAGGAGGAUUUGAAUAGGUUUAGGUUGUUAACCGGUGUUGGUAGUUUGAAGUUGGAUUUAAGUGAAUGUUUGUGUUUUCGGAUUGAUCCUCGGUUGAGUAAAGAAAGUGAUAGUGGUUGUGUUGACAAAUUGUUAGAGACUAGUCCAAAUGAGAGGUGCAAAGAAAGUGAUGGUGAUUGUGUUAACAAAUUGAGUAAAGAAAGUGAGAGUGAUUGUGUUAACAAAUUGUUGGAGAGUAGUCCUAAUGAGGGGUGCAAAGAAAGUGAUGGCGAUUGUGUUAACAAAUUGAAUAAAGAAAGUGAUGGUGAUUGUGUUAACAAAUUAUUAGAGACUAGUCCAAAUGAGGGGUGCAAAGAAAGUGAUAGUGACUGUGUUAACAAAUUGAGUAAAGAAAAUGAUAGUGAUUGUGUUAACAAAUUGUUGGAGAGUAGUCCUAAUGAGGGGUACCAAUCGGGGAAGUUUCGAGAAGAGUGUAAGAGAAAGUAUGAUGAUGUUGAUGUUGAUGAUACUCCUUCCAUGUCGGAAUUUCCACAUACUGCUACUACUAAUGGAGAUCCUUCUUUUAACAAGAUGUGUGAAUCUGAUGGGCCUUCAAUGAUGCCGCUUUUGUCAAUACCUGACAUUGACGAUUGUGUCCAAGAUUCUUCUGUUGUUUUAACAGGGACAGCUAAUAGAGGGCUACUUGGUCCGUCUGUUGGUGUUGUGGAUAUUGGUAUUAGUAAAGCGGCGUAUCUAUUUCGAGUUUCCUUACCUGGUGUCAAGAGAGAGUACAAUCAGUUCAGUUGUGAUAUUGAAUCUGAUGGAAAGGUUGAGAUCAAAGGGUUGUUAUCUGGUGGAAGAACUAUCGAGAAACAGUCUCGUAUUUUCCAGAUGAAAACUCAGCAGUUAUGCUCUCCUGGACCGUUCACAGUUUCAUUCAGUCUUCCAGGACCUGUUGAUCCAAGACUCUUUGCACCUAACUUUAGAUCUGAUGGAAUUUUCGAAGGAGUUGUAAUCAAGCUCUAGUUUUCUGCAUCUAGCUUUUGUAAGUAAAUCUAAAAGUUCCGAGAACAAAUUUUGGUUUCGUUUUUGCUGUAUUGCACCAGAUGCUAGUCUGUCAUCUAAGUUGACAUUGAACUAAUUUUGUUUAUCUAGAUUAGUCUGCUACCACAAAGAGCUUUCAUGUGUGUUAUGUAAAGAAUCACUUUUCUUUAACUCAUGGUGCCGGGACCAGAAUUGGUGAAUAGCAUCUCUCUCUAA